AUGAGUGAGCAAGGAUAUGUGGACAAGCCUAUUAACUUAAAAUAUACCACCAUGGUUUUAACGCUUUGUGGUGCGAAUGGAGUAGGAAAGUCCUAUUUUGCGCACAAAAUAAAAUCGUAUUUGGAGAAUUAUGAGAAUAUAGAUGUUUUUAUCUUCAAGGAAAAUGAAUUUAAUUUUGUUUUGCACGAAGUUAAAGAGUUGCUGAGACAUUUGUUGGUAGAUGGUGAUAGAUCUAGAACCACUUUGAUAAUUUUGGAUAUGAGUCUCACUUGUAGACGGGAAAGAUAUGAGGUGACUGCCAUAUCGAACUUUUACUAUGCUCACAACACACAGGUAUUUUUCCAACCUGAUUUAAAACGCCUUUUUGAUCGAAACAUGUUUAAUGACAAAUUCAACUACGAUCAUUUUGCUUUGAAUAUAAACGAGAGUGCAAUUCCAACUUCUUUAUGGUCUUACGAAAAAAUUCAUGUUGUUCCUCCAAAUUUCGACAUGCAUGAGGAAUGCAGGCUACUGGAUAUUUGUUUAAGGAAUUUAAAAUUCGUUCCCUUGGAAAGAAUAACCGAUUUGCAUAUCAGUGGGUACAUAAAUCGUUCAAACCUUAUGUACUCAAAUUUUUCAGAGGAAGUUUUGUUUAAAAUGGAUGCCAUAUUCCCGAAAAGAUAUAUAAAUAAUUAUGCUUUACCUGUCCCUGAUAUAAGAAACUACGUUUAUUUUGUAGAAAAAUAUUACCAAACUGCUUUGGGUUAUGGCCCUCCCCCAAAAUUUAACCCUAUACCACAACCCUUUACACACGAUUUUGUAUGUGGAACUGCACCAUUUUUACCCCAAAAUCAGUCAAAUAAUUUACCAGAAAAAUAUGAGCAACCAGGACCAAAUUUACCAAAAAACAAUAAUCAGGAUAAACUAAAUGGGAAACCAGAACCAAAUUCACCAUUAAACAAUAAUCAAGAUCCCCCAGAAAAGUUUCAUUACAACAAUAUUACAUUCAAUUCUGACAUAAAAUACACUUUCAAUAUCCCACUUCGCCUGGGAACCACUUUUGCACACGAAACAAUUUGCGAGAUGCCAAAAGAACCAGCUUUAGCACCACAACCAAAACCAGCAAGUCCACAAAUGGCAUCAGAACAUUUUCCAGAAUUUAAAAAUCAAGGAAAAAAUGGGGGAAAUGCUAAACCAAAGCCACCCAAACCUGGCAAAAGGCAAAUAAAAAAUAAAAAUCGCAGGGUAAUUGCUAGAAUGGGUUUGUCCUAG
Molecule: messenger RNA, 1251 nt
Organism: Brassicogethes aeneus
Lineage: Eukaryota; Metazoa; Arthropoda; Insecta; Coleoptera; Nitidulidae
Source: the annotation of a GenBank genome assembly